GCUCUAUUGCACACUCAGAUCAGUCAGCGGAAUUUCCAAAUUUCAGCCCCUAUAGCCUCACUUACACUUUUUCAAUCUUGAGGUGUCCAGGCUGAUUCUUAUAACUUCUGACUGCUUGGUUGGUCUCUCUCAACAUACGAUCCGCCAUUAUCAUUUAUAAACUUCAGCGACUACAAACUUCCUCCCACCCUCUCAAGAUCGACGUUCUUAUUUUCAUACUCUUACAGUCUCUGAUUGUUUGAUCUCUUAAUUCACAACAAUCAGACCCGUCUCCAGCAUUUCGAUCACUUCAGCUUCUCUCAACUUUUUCAGGUUCAAUCCUCAAGCUUCAGGUCUCAUACUUCUACAGCCUCAGACUGCCCGAUCCCUUGACAAGCAGCAUUCAGAUCCUUCUCCGACUUUCCGACCACUUCAGCCACGGCAAUAUCAACACGCGCUUCUCAAUUCCAAAGCUUUUGAUAUUACGCCUUUACAACCUUGCUCCCACCUCACCAACCAAGAAGAAUUCGAUCUCAUAACUUCACGGCCUCAAAAUUGUCAAUAUCUGUCAUACAGCUCUCAAAUCCACUUCCGGCAUUUCCAACCGGUUCUACAAACUCACCUUCGCCUUUUCAAUCCGGUACCCUUUCGAUCUCAAAGUCUUCAAUCUCUCCCUGCUACCGCCUCACAAUUUACGGUCCCAGCUCGCUCUUCAAGUCUAACAUUUCUGCUGUGAGAAUCCCUUUGACCUGGACCUUGUCCAUCGCCUACGAUCCAAGAUGGCUUCACCUUCAAUUGCAGAAGACCAAGCCGCCAUGUCUGCCUCAGAGAUAACUGUCUUGGUAGAUGUGGUGCCAUUUGGCUUCCGCGAUCCUGUCAAAUUCAAUGAUUACCAGAGUUACGGUCGCCUUGCCUAUAUUCUCGGGCUCGACAACAAAGCAGCCGUAAAGGCAUGGAUGGCAAGCGAGUCCUUCAAACCUGCCUACGACGAACUCGUCUGUGACUGGAUCGACCUUCAAUGGGACAAAGCAGUCGACGGCAUGAGGCGUAAGAGAGCACCAACCUUGAAGCAAAUCACCCAGAGAAUUUCCAAGGCCCCUGAGCGCUAUACCUCAGCAACAGGCGUCGUUGACAAAACCAACUUCGUGGAGAUCGACCACUAUGCGCUGUGUCUUGUGCUCCUGCGGGCCGCGAAUGAGACAAAUCCCAAUGGUGUGUUCAGGGGAAAGACUUGCAGCGAUGAGAACAAGGAUCAGAGACUGUGGCAGGCGAUGCUUCGGGGUGGUACUGAAGCGUGGUAUCACCGGAAGAGACGCGUCAAAUUGACUCCGGGCGAGGAAAUGUACGCGUAG
Messenger RNA from Pseudogymnoascus verrucosus, 1331 nucleotides. RefSeq lists its product as uncharacterized. The record is from RefSeq and is a predicted model, not a curated record. The transcript has 2 exons. Bases 759 to 1331 code for a protein of 190 amino acids. Lineage: Eukaryota; Fungi; Ascomycota; Leotiomycetes; Thelebolales; Thelebolaceae.